Molecule: messenger RNA, 3507 nt
Organism: Pteropus alecto (black flying fox)
Lineage: Eukaryota; Metazoa; Chordata; Mammalia; Chiroptera; Pteropodidae
Gene: CDKL1
Product: cyclin dependent kinase like 1
Exons: 9
Coding region: 438-1511 (357 amino acids)
Biological process (GO): protein phosphorylation
Cellular component (GO): nucleus
Molecular function (GO): ATP binding; cyclin-dependent protein serine/threonine kinase activity
Source: RefSeq, a predicted model, not a curated record
CGCCCCCGCGGGUGUCUUCUUGCCACCUGGAAAUCAGACCCGAAAUUAGAACCGGGGAAGCCCUUAGCCUUCCCCGUCCUCCACCAGCUCAUAUGUCUUAGAUCGGAUGGACUAUAACAUUCAAAAGACAGAUUAUCUUACAACUCGGUUCGUUUUAGCAUGACGGGUUACAUUUUAACUUGCAGGGUAUAUAACCUUGAGUUACCGAAGGCAGCUAACUUUAGGCUGCUAUCCUUGGUCGCGUUGCCACUGCUGAGGGGCGAGGUUUUAAAGACAUGGGUCAAUUCCUAAUUCUUUAACUAGUGCCGUUCUUCUGUUCUAGGUCCUUGACAAAAACCAUCGUUGAGUAGAGCUCUAGUGCAGUUUAUGCCAGUAUUUUAUAGGCGACAUUUUCGAACUAUGUGAAGAUCCAUUUUAAGAAGAUUUAUUCCUCUGUGAUGGAGAAGUAUGAAAAAAUUGGGAAAAUUGGCGAAGGAUCCUAUGGAGUUGUUUUCAAAUGCAGAAACAGGGACACGGGUCAGAUUGUGGCUAUCAAGCGGUUUCUGGAAUCAGAAGACGACCCUGUCAUAAAGAAAAUCGCCCUUCGAGAAAUCCGAAUGCUCAAGCAACUCAAGCACCCCAACCUUGUCAACCUUAUUGAAGUCUUCCGGAAGAAGCGGAAGCUUCACCUGGUGUUUGAAUACUGCGAUCACACGGUUCUCCAUGAGCUGGACAGAUACCAAAGAGGGGUACCAGAACAUCUUGUGAAGAGCAUAACUUGGCAGACGUUGCAAGCUGUAAAUUUUUGCCAUAAGCACAAUUGCAUACAUAGAGAUGUGAAGCCAGAAAAUAUCCUCAUCACAAAACAUUCAGUGAUUAAACUUUGUGACUUUGGAUUUGCUCGGCUUUUGACUGGACCAAGUGACUACUACACGGACUACGUGGCUACCAGGUGGUACCGCUCCCCGGAGCUGUUGGUUGGGGACACACAGUAUGGCCCCCCAGUAGAUGUUUGGGCGAUUGGCUGUGUCUUUGCUGAGCUCCUGUCGGGGGUGCCUCUGUGGCCAGGAAAAUCAGAUGUGGAUCAGCUCUACCUGAUCAGGAAAACCUUGGGAGACCUCAUUCCUAGACACCAGCAAGUGUUUAGCACAAAUCAGUACUUCAGUGGGGUGAAAAUUCCAGACCCUGAGGAUAUGGAACCACUUGAAUUAAAAUUUCCAAACAUCUCCUAUCCUGCCCUGGGGCUCUUGAAGGGCUGUCUUCACAUGAAUCCUGCUGAGAGACUGACCUGUGAACAGUUGUUGCAACACCCAUAUUUUGACAGCAUCAGAGAAAUAGGGGAUUUGGCAAAAGAUCAUGACAAACCAACGAGGAAGACCUUAAGACAGAGCCGAAAGUACCACUGCUUUACAGAAGCAUCCAAGUUGCAGUACCUACCUCAGCUGACUAGCAGCAGCAUCCUUCCAGCUUUGGAUAAUAAGAAGUACUACUGUAAUACCAAGAAACUUAACUACCAUUUUCCAAACAUUUAAGGAGCUUGGAGACUGAUAAUAAAAAGAAUUGAUGAAUAACUCGAAGGAAAUAAAACAUAUAUUUGAUUGAAAACAAUCACAAUAUUGAGCAAACUUAAGUAACUGGGGGAGGUCACUUGGCAAGAUGUGAAGGGAAAUUCCAGAGGCAGCCUUCUGUGCUUGCUGAUGGUGUCUAGAACAGAAAGGAAAAACUUGGAUUUUCACUUGUACUUUUAUUUUAAAGUAGCUGAGUUUAUGGACAGCUAUAUAAAUGGUAUCUACUGUCCAUACAUCAGGCAAAACUAGAGAUGUAAAAAAAACCUUAUGCUUCAAUUGUACCAUAUGCAACAAAUGAAAAAUAGAUUCUAAAAUGCCUAUAUGCAUUUCCCUUGCUCUUUGUCAUCUUGAGUCCCACAUUCUUCUGCCUUUUUUGAUUGUCUCAACAUCACAUUUAAGGAGUUUUGGUUCUUGAAAUCAAAAUAUGUAAAAUUCCAUUUCUUGCUUGCUCUCUCUGAAUUUUAUAUUUUAAAACAUUUUGCGGAAUAUUUAAGAGUUCAAAAACAUUUAACAUCAUAUGGGUUAUAAAAAGACUACCUUAUAUGCUUAUAUAUUUAAUGAUGUGUGUAUAGACAUUUCUUACGUACUCUUUUUAUCUUUAGUAGAGGAUGCAUCUUAGUCAUUUUUGCAGGCAAGAUGGAUUUACUAUAAUCCAUCUACACUUGUUCACUCUAUUCCCCUUGCAAACAAUGGCAUGAAGACUGGCAGAUGACCAAGGUGAUCAAGAGGUAGAACAAGACCUAUAGGCUUGGCAGGAACUGAGCCUGCCAACCUGAAAAUAAUUAAUACUUCAUUCUCUCCAGCUAUGCCUCAGACUUGGAGACAGAUCUACAGGCAGGACUUUAGUGAUCUGGGUUUUAGAAGAAAUUGUGAGCUUUUGUUUAUGAAAAGACAUUAGGUUGUAAAUUGAUAUUUUCUCUGAAAUAUCUUUUUACACUAUAUGUAUAUAUGUGUAUGUGUAUAUAUGUGUGUAUAUAUAUGUACUAUACUAACAACUAUUAAUAAAAAUGUCCAAAAUGAUAUUGAGGAUUCCUAACUUUGCAGUGAUACUUAAAAUGAUGACAUAUAAUUAGCUUCGAUUUGGCCUAUUGCUUCUAUUUGAAAAGUUUUUUCAUUCUUGUCACCUGGACACGAGGGCAAUAUAAAGUUCACAUCUGUUUCUUAUAUCUCAAAGCCAUUUUUGGUUGAUGUGCUGCUAUUUUCUAGCAGUUCUUAGCCAUGGUUUUUGAAGGUGUAUUUUACUGUUUCUUCAAAACAUUUCUUCUGUACUGUUUACUGCUAUGUUAAUUUUCUUCAUGACAGCAUAUGCCCUUAUUCACUUACAGCUAAGUAAUCCACCCAAUUCUGGCAACUGUUCAAAAAUCUUGGCUACUCCAGCCAGUUUAAUAUCCUGAAGCUUCCUGAUGUAUAUAGCUUCUUUCAUAGAGCUGAUAGUGGGCUAAAUACGAAUCCCAGUAUUAUUUAAUUCUUGUUAUGCAGCCUUGAUUCAAGGAAGUACAUCCAACUUCUGUGAGUAGUUUACAUUUUGUGGGGUUUUUUCCUUAACCCAAAACAAUAUGCUUGACGAGGCAGAUGACUAUAAUUGCCUAAUUCAUCUAAUAGUUUGACAGAAAACUAUUCAGAAUAGAAAACUAGCUCCAGACUAAAUUGUGGUGAAUCAGUUGCCUCACCAUACAGUAAUCUAACAAAUGAGAUAGAAGCGCUUAUUUUUUUUUCUACUGAGUUCUAUUAAAUGUAUGCUUAUGUUUAACUUAUUCAUUUCUGCAAUUCUUUCUUCAGCAUGAGAUCACCACUGUUUCACAUGAGACUGUUUUAUAUCCUUGUCUUUUUUAAUUUACUAUUUUCUGAUUUUUUUAAAAUGACAGUGGCAAUCAUAUUAGUAAACAGUAUAUCAUUUAUGGUAUGUGCUAUUGACACAAGUUGGUUUCUAAACACAAUUAAAAUUCAUUUUCUGCCUGAA